AUGUCUCUCGCAGAUAGAUUGAAUCCUAUAUCAAAUGAGGAGGCUGAUGAAAUUAUCGCCAACGAAAAGACCGACUCCCCUACUUCGCAGGAAACUGAAAAUCUGGCCGAUGCUCUGUCAUCUGUUGCUCUGAACACUGACAAAAAGCCUGAGGCUGAAAAAAAGGAUACCAAGGAAGACUCUGAGGCUGAAAAAAAAGAUACCAAGGAAGACUCCGAGGAAUCAAAGCAGGACAGCAGCGAUGUUAGCGACAAAGAAUUAAAGGAAGAAAUCAGUAAUAUAGUUAAAAAUGAUUAUGAAGUCUCUGUCAAGCUCGCUGAUUUACAGGCCGAUCCCAAUUCCCCCUUGUAUUCUGUUAAGAAAUUUGAUGAACUUGGUUUAUCUGAGGAGCUCUUGAAGGGCUUAGUGGCGAUGAAAUUUUAUAAGCCAUCAAAGAUUCAGGAAAAGGCGUUACCCUUGUUGAUGAAGGAACCAUAUGUUAACUUUAUUGGUCAAAGUCAGUCAGGUACUGGCAAGACUGCUGCUUUUACUCUUAGCAUGCUUAACCGGGUCGAUGUAAACAACCCCAAAUUGCAAGCUAUUUGUCUUUCCCCUGCACGCGAAUUAGCUCGUCAAACUUUAGACGUCGUCGAAGAGAUGGCUAAGUUUACUAAGAUUACAACCAAGGUUCUUGUCCCUGAUUCAUAUGAAAGAAACGCCAAAAUUGAAGCCCAAGUCGUUGUUGGCACCCCAGGAACUAUGCUUGAGUUGAUUCGAAGAAAGAUGCUUGACACCAGCUCUGUGAAAAUUCUUGUUCUAGACGAAGCUGAUAACAUGGUUGGCCAGCCUUCCCUGAAAGAUCAGUCUAAACGUGUCAAGGCUGCCCUCAAUAAAAAGAUUCAAGUUGUUCUUUUUAGUGCAACUUUUGACGAUGAUGUUUACAAGUAUGCUCUUGAAUUUGUUCCUAAUCCAAAGAACGAAAUUCGUCUUAAGCAUACAGAACUGAACGUUAAGGAAAUCACACAGAUUUAUAUGGAUAUUGAUAAUGAGGAGGAACGCAUACAGGUUCUCACCGAUAUUUAUAGCUUGAUGACAAUUGGAUCUUCCAUUAUUUUCACAGCCACAAAGGCCACUGCAAACACUUUAUAUCGACGUAUGAAAACUGCUGGUCAUGCUGUUUCUGUGCUGCACUCAGAUUUGGAUACAGAGUCUCGUGACAAACUUAUUGACCAAUUCCGCAGCGGAGCUUCCAAGGUUUUGAUCACUACAAACGUUUUGUCUCGUGGUAUUGAUAUUCCUUCUGUUAACGUUGUCAUCAACUUCGACCUUCCUACUACUCGUGACGGCAAACCUGAUCCUGAAACUUAUUUGCACAGAAUUGGUCGUACUGGUCGUUUUGGCCGCAAAGGUAUUGCUCUUUCUUUUGUUCAAGACCAAAAGUCUUUUAGGACUCUACAGGCCAUUCAGAAUUACUUUGGUCUUGACCUCAUUAAGGUUGAUCACCAAGACCUAGAUAAGGUUGAGAAAGUUUUCAAAAAGGCUAUGAACUAA
Messenger RNA from Magnusiomyces paraingens, 1530 nucleotides. RefSeq lists its product as uncharacterized. Gene Ontology annotation, biological process: poly(A)+ mRNA export from nucleus. Gene Ontology annotation, cellular component: nucleus; cytoplasmic stress granule. The coding region runs from base 1 to 1530 and encodes 509 amino acids. The record is from RefSeq and is a predicted model, not a curated record. NCBI's taxonomy places the organism in Eukaryota, Fungi, Ascomycota, Dipodascomycetes, Dipodascales, Dipodascaceae. The transcript has 2 exons. Gene Ontology annotation, molecular function: RNA binding; ATP binding; RNA helicase activity.